Dendroctonus ponderosae (mountain pine beetle) is the source of this 2543-nucleotide messenger RNA. RefSeq names its product zinc finger CCCH domain-containing protein 14 (gene Nab2). Lineage: Eukaryota; Metazoa; Arthropoda; Insecta; Coleoptera; Curculionidae. The record is from RefSeq and is a predicted model, not a curated record. Gene Ontology annotation, molecular function: poly(A) binding; metal ion binding. The transcript has 14 exons. The coding region runs from base 158 to 2320 and encodes 720 amino acids. Gene Ontology annotation, cellular component: nucleus; cytoplasm. Gene Ontology annotation, biological process: regulation of mRNA stability.
AAUCAAUGCGUCAAUGUCAAACGACGUCAAAGAAGUCUGUGGUCAAAGACAAUAGUUAAUAUUAUUAUAUCUGAAUUAUUAUUUAAUUUAAUCAUUUCAAUUAAAUAGUACACAAAUUAUAAUAAUAGGGUGAUUGAAACGGCAUUGUUGAAGUACCAUGGACUCCAUUGGGGCGGAGGUGGGUCAAAAAAUGCGGAGUGCAAUCAAAGCGAAGCUCAUGGAACUGGAGUGCUAUGUCGAUGAAGAACUGCCCGAUUACAUCAUGGUAAUGGUUGCUAACAGACGAACCAAAUCCCAGAUGAACGAGGACCUGAAUUUGUUUCUGGCCUCCAAAACUCCGACUUUUGUCAAUUGGCUGCAUAUUGUGCUGAAGAAACUGAAGGAAGUCACUGUGACCAAUCCUGAUGUGUACAAAAAGGCUCUGAAGCGAAAGAGUGUUGAGUCUAUGCCAGACGACAAAAGCAGCCUGAAAGUGAAAAAAGAAAAAAGCCUGAAAAAGCUGAAAUCUGAGGUUUUAUCCAGCAGAGAGGAAGAGCAACCAUCAAGUUCCAUCACAGACGAUUUGCCAGUUACUCUAAACAAACUGCCAACAAGAAGAGUUAUUUUGAGUGACGGCAGUUUAACCAGCAACAUCGUUGAUGAUUCCUUUGAUAUCCCCUUGCUCUCUGAAGUGAGUGAAAGCAUGAACGAACAAGAACUGCAGGACAUUGAGAAGAAAAUAAGGAACGUUCGGACCAGGCUGGGGCUGUUGGUUGAGAGUGAUAGUGAAGAUAAUCCAAACGGUGUCAAGGACAAAAAUGGCGUGAAUUCAAGCGGUGCCAGCACACAACAGCUGAGGAUUCUGAACAAUGAGAUCGCAGAAGCCAACAGCACUACCAAUCAAAACCAACUUGUACUGGAAGAAAAAAAGCGCCAACACAAGCGAAUAAGCUUUGAAAGCGAGGAAGAAACUCUCGAUAUCAGGUCAAGAUUAAAUAAGCUGACUCAAAGUGGAUCAAAGGAGCGCUGUAGGGGUAGAUCUCCGCCAACACAACGACGUUCCAUUUUGGAGCGAUUAGGGAAACGAUUGUCUAGUCCUGAAAACCCGAGAACCACCGAAGGAUCCCGCCGGAGGCUCCCUAGAAGUCCCUCAGCAGACAGAUCUGGAAGGACCCAACUCGGCAGUGUUGGUAAAGAGAGAAACCGAAGUCGCAGUCCUUUAAAGACGAAAAGAGAGGGAAUACUGAGUCGGCUGGGGGUUCAAUCAAAAGUGGCCGUGGUUAAGAGGCCAGAAGCUGCCAGCAAAGCAAGCGAGGAGGAAGACGAAACAGUAGUUAGGGAAGUUCAAAGUCUCAUCAAAGUAAAGCCGCGGGUUCUGCCAAGCAACGUGGCCCAGCCUAAUAAGAACUUGCUCUUAAAGGCAAUGGCCGAUGCCCAGCGAAGCAUCGCCCAAACUCCAAAUGUUGGCAAAGAAGUGAAGCCCGAACUAUUUACGAAGAGAUAUUUGGAAAAACCCACGCUUCAGACGGAUAACGGCGUUAGAAAACCAGCAACGCAAAGAGUGCUGUUGCCGAAAGAAGCGUCUGGCCGACUGAAGGGCAGACUGGAACUGAGCAGCGAUGAGUUUGAUAGCGAUGGCGAAUAUAUUCCCAAACCGGUUAAGAAUGCGGAGAGGGAUGUUCCUAGUUACAUACCCUCGUCAAAAAGUAGUAGCGAAACUGAAUUAAUGGGGAAUGAGCCAAAAGAAGACAGUACUGUCAAACAACAAUUCAUUAUUACGUUAGAUGGGAUUGAAAAGUUCGAUUUUCUUGCAAAAAAAUCGCCAGUUAAAUCAAGACUGGACACACAAGCGCCAUCCCCGAUUGUUUUUGGGAAAACUGCCAAAAUUGGUUUGAUGAAUAGAUCGAUUCCGGACGAACUGCCUGUUGUGCGAACGUCGUUUUUGGUGAAAAAUAAAGAAAGGUGUCGAUAUUGGCCAGCCUGCAGGCAAGGAGACAAAUGCGAGUUCGUCCAUCCAUGCGAACCCUGCCAAACAUUUCCUCAUUGCAAAUUUCGCGACAGUUGCCUGUUUUUGCAUCCAAAAUGCAAGUUUAGCGCGGGCUGCACCAAGCGAGAAUGUCCUUAUGAGCACGGUUCAUUCAAGGCGCCUCAAAAUGCAAAGUUCAGCAACACGUCAUUAAGCCUGCAGAGCUGUCGGUUUUUCCCGAAUUGCAUCAAUGUAAAUUGCCCGUUUUACCAUCCGAAACCGUGCAAAUUUGGCAAAUAUUGCAACAAUAUUGCCGAUUGCAGUUUCGCUCAUGAUAUUUCCACUACUCGGAAAAACAUGAAUUGGACAAAGUAGACGCUCGACAGAUUAUGAGUACCUAUAUUUAUUGCAUCUGUCUACUUAUUUAGCAGGAGGUUUUGCGGGACGUUCAUUUUCGAUUAUUGUUAGUUAUAUGUGUUGUUCUGCUUUGCCGACGAAAAUUUACCUAUUGUUCAAUCGAGUACUUGAUUACAUUUGAAAGUAAAGAAAAGGGGCGCAGUGUGAUCAAAGAUUCAUAAAAUUCGUGUUUGAAAUUAAA